AUGGAUGCCGCUCGCUCCUGCCGCCCUCUUCUUUUUCCUUUGUGUGCAUUCUCUUGUGUGCGCGAGGCCUGUCACCCGCAGAAAAGCCUUCUCAGCCUCGUCGCCUCCUUGGUUUUUCUCGUGAUAUCUUCGGGGGCCUUUCCUGCGGACGCCUUAACGAAGUCGCCGCACGCGUCGCGCCCGUUUUCUUCCUUCUUCUCCUCGCCCUCCGACUUCAGGCCACCCGAUGUACCUCCCUCUCUCUCACCUCUCUUUUUUCACCCGUUUUCUGCUUCGUCAGUUCCUUCUGCGAUUCCCAGUCUCGCCUCGCUCGCCGCACCCGCUGCUUCCACGCGGUGGCCUUCCGCUGUCUCCGCCGGCCGCCGCGGCCUCGAAAAUCCUCAGCUCUUCGUCAGUCCUCGCCCUGUCCCCCUCGGGCGCGUCUCGCCUCUCUGCAAUCGCUUGCCUGCAUCCUCGAUUCGGCGGCAAACGUCUUUUGGUUCCCAGGUUGCCCCCGCGCACGCGGCGCAAGCCUGUUUGACGCGAGCCAAUCCACCGAGACCGGGCUCUACCGAUUCGCUUCCUGGCUUCACGUGCUUCUCCUCUUCAGCCCGCAGCAGGCGAUUUCCGGCGGAGUCUCGUUUCGCCUCCACAAUCCGCCCAGAGCCUAGGGAGACUGCGUCGCCUGAGCGGCGCGCAGCGGCGGGACAGGCCUUCUCGUCUUUCUUCCUAAGCCGUGUGAAGCAGACUGGUCUGCGCGCGACUUUGUCUCACUCCUCGUCUAUCGUUUCUUUGCGCGGCCUCUGGCGUGGCGCUGAGGCCCGCCAGACCUCCGAGUGUGGGUCCUUUGGUGGCUCGCCGCGCUCGUCGUCGUGCCCGGGUGCGUCGGGCUCCUCAGCGCGGGUGGCGUCACGCCUGUGUGCGCACGGAGGGCUCGAAGACGACUUGAGUGAGGCCGAAAAGGGCUUCGACAGAGACGCAUGUUCAUCGCCGUUCCUCGUGGACGCGCUUUCCCGCGGCGUCAUCGCCGAUGGCAACGCUCUCGCGAGCCUGGACCGCCUCCUCACGGCGUGGACUGCGGCGUACGCGGCGCGCGAGGAGGCGGGCGAAGGCCGCCGCCUGCGAGUGGCCGGCGACGACGGAGCUCAGCGGCGCGGCAGCGCCCUCGCUGAGGCGUCAGAGUCAGGUUCAGGACGCGACCAGCCGCUCUCGUUCUACAUGGGCGUCGACUUGACUGGCGGGAGUCUGCACGUUGGGCACCUGCUUCCGCUUCUUCUCCUCCGCCGGCUGCAACGCCUGCAGCUCGUGCGCCCAGUCCUGCUCCUGGGGACGGCGACAACCCUCGUCGGCGACCCUACCGGCAAGCUGCGUCACAACUUCGUCCAGUCGCGGGGUUCGCCGCGUGCGGUGCGGCGCGACGGCGAAGACUGCGGACACGCCUCGCUGCUGGAGCAGGUCCGCGCACGCGUCGAGGACGACCUCAGCGCCGAGGCCGCGAGCGAGACGCGCGGAGACGCGCAGCCGCAGCCCGCCGCCGCGUGCCCCCGCCCGUUCUGCAUGGAUCCCGCGAAGACGGCGCGCAUCCAGGAGAACAAAACCGCGAUCGCUCGCCAACUGGCUUUCAUCUUUGAUCCUUCGCAGUCGGACGGAGUGGCGCUAGACGCCUCGCUGCGCCCGGAACCGGUGCCUGCGUCGUUGUGGCCGAGUGCUAGGCGCCCCGCUGCGCGCGAGUCGAAGCCUGCUGCCGCCGCGUCUCCGCCCUCGGCUUUGAUCGUGGAGAACCGCCCCUGGCUGUCGGCGCUCUCCUCGCUGGAGUUUUUGACCGACUUCGGGGCGUUCCUGCCGCUGCCGCGGCUGCUGUCGCGCUCUAGCGUCGAGGAGACACUGGGCCUCUUGCAGGCGCGCCGCGGCGAGGCCUCUGGCCUCCAGCGGGAGCCGAGAAGCGGCGGGACGAAGAAGGGCGCGCACUUCUCGUUUGCGUCGCUUGCGUACGCGGUGCUGCAGGCCGUCGACUGGCUGUUUCUGCGCCGCAACUUCGGCGUGCUCGGCCAAGUCGGCGGCCGCGACCAAUGGGGUAACAUCUCAACGGGCCUCGAGCUCGCGCGCCGCAGAGAUCGCGCGCGGCUCUUCGGGCUCACCACGCCUCUCCUGCUCGCCAAAGGCGGCGCCAAAAUGGGCAAGAGCCCCGGCGCAGGCGCCGAGACGCGCGACGGGGUGACCGCGGAGACCUGCGGAAAAACUGUGUGGCUGCGCAAAGACCUCACGCCGCCAGUCGAGUUUUGGCAAUUCUGGCGAAACGUCGACGACGCAGACGUGCACAGGAUGCUUCGUUGGUUCACGCUUCUCUCCAUCCCUGAGAUCGAGGCCCUCGAGGCGGAGACGCAGCACUACGGCGACCGCGCGCUGAACUUUUUGAAGGAAACUCUCGCAGAUCACGUCACGACGCUCGUUCACGGGGCGAGCGUCACGUGCGCGGUUCGGGCAGUCGUGGCAGCCGGCCGCGAGCGACGCCCGUAUUCGAGUUUUUCCGAGAAAGGCCGCGGAGGCCUCGAGGCGCCUGUCGGCGAGCCGAACGGAGCAGGCACACCCGGGCAGGAGGAUGGUGAUGCGCCGUCCCCCGCAGAGGAUGUCGCGCUGCCGCCGACGCACUUCAUCAGACGAUCGGUCCUCCUGGGCGGCGACGAGCCCAGCGACGCGUCCGCCUCUCGGGUGACGGCCUCGUCUCCCGCGGCGGCUCCACGGCGCGUCUUUCUGUCGGCGCUUCUCGCGCAGCUUUCGCUUUGCGCGUCGCGGGCGGCAGCCAAGCGUCUGCUGGCGCAAGGCGCGGUGCGGCUGAACGGCCUGAGGCUGCAGGCGGUGGAGGGCGAUCUUCCGCUCUCCCUCUCCCACUUCACGUCUCGGCGGCGCGCCGGCGAGCCCGACGCAGCGGCGCUGCAGUGCUCCCUCGCUGUGGGGCGGAAGGGCUUCUCCGUUCUCCACGUCCGCGACGACGCCGCUUGGCCAGCGGAGAAGGCGGGCGAGCACCUCGCCGUCGCCGAGUAG
Besnoitia besnoiti is the source of this 3021-nucleotide messenger RNA. RefSeq names its product tyrosine-tRNA ligase. Gene Ontology annotation, molecular function: RNA binding; tyrosine-tRNA ligase activity; ATP binding. Gene Ontology annotation, cellular component: cytosol. Gene Ontology annotation, biological process: tRNA aminoacylation for protein translation. Bases 1 to 3021 code for a protein of 1006 amino acids. The transcript is spliced from 3 exons. NCBI's taxonomy places the organism in Eukaryota, Apicomplexa, Conoidasida, Eucoccidiorida, Sarcocystidae. The record is from RefSeq and is a predicted model, not a curated record.